AUGUCUGUUGUAUCUCGGAAGGAGGUUUUUGGCGAAGCGGAGGUUUCUGCCGAUGCGGGCCACAGGUAUACGUUUGAUCCUGGAAUCGAGUUUGAGAUCGUCGAUAUUGUUGAUGUUGCACCGGAGCCACAGCCUGAGACUAUAGAGACGUUUCCUUUAUUUUCUGGAGUAUCAGAUGUCCAGGUUAGUUUGGAGGAAAAGGAGUAUAAUUACGAGCUGGCGAAGGAAAACACCGAGCGGCCACGGAGCUAUUAUUAUGCGCAGUACUCCUCGCAGGAAAAGGCCGAAUUUGAGCAGGCUGCGGUGGAUGGCGAGGAAAUAAUCUCGCAGAGCAGAAAUAUCAUACCCAGCAAAUACAAACUUGUGGUUUUGGGCAGGCAACAAGACACCAUGAGACCUGCCAUAACAAGGGAUAAAACAAAACGGACCCGUCCUGGCAAAAAGCAGCGACUAGGCAGGAUCGAAGCCGCCAAACGGCGUAAAGAAGCAGAAUAA
Molecule: messenger RNA, 495 nt
Organism: Ogataea polymorpha
Lineage: Eukaryota; Fungi; Ascomycota; Pichiomycetes; Pichiales; Pichiaceae
Exons: 2
Coding region: 1-495 (164 amino acids)
Source: RefSeq, a predicted model, not a curated record